AGGAGAGAUGUUUUGGAGGAGCCUUCCUUUUUGAUUACUGUGCGGAAGCACCGAUCCAUAAAACAACGAAUACAGAAGUGAAGCAGCAUUCCCGCCGCCUUACUGCUUAAGCCAUGGGGCUCGUUGAGGGCAUACUGAACGUGUCCUCGUUUCCAAUCAAAGCUCAUCGACUUUAUCACUUGAUUGCCGUCUUUUGCCUGGUGGCCGUCCUUCUGAAAAUAACGCGGCUGUUUCUGAGAAGAAGCGAAGCGAUCAAAAUCCUGAAGCAAUUCCCAGGACCCCCGACACACUGGCUGUAUGGACACGUGCACGAGUUUCGUCAAGAUGGAACAGAUCUGGACAUAUCCUGUUCUUGGGGGAAAGUGUAUCCUUAUGCCUUUCCAUUAUGGUUUGGACCUUUUGUAACUUUCCUCAACAUUUGUCAUCCUGAGUAUGCUAAAGCUAUUCUUACUACAACAGAGCCAAAAGAUUCUUUUACAUAUACAUUUUUGAUUCCAUGGAUUGGUGAAGGUUUGUUAGUCUCCGAUGGCAGUAAAUGGUUCAGACAUAGAAGACUCCUGACACCUGGAUUCCAUUAUGAUAUCUUAAAACCAUACGUGAAAGUAAUGGGGGAUUCUGUAAAUGUUCUGCUGAAAAAAAUGGAAAGAUACUCAAACAAGUAUGAUGAGUCUGUGGAAAUGUUUCAGCAAAUAAGCCUCCUGACCCUUGAUAUCAUACUAAAAUGUGCUUUCAGUUACAACAGUAACUGUCAACUGGAAAGUGACACAAAUUCCUAUGUUCAAGCUGUAUAUGACCUUUGUCAUCUCACCAAUGUAAGAUUGAGGACAUUUCCAUUACACAGUGAUAUCAUUUUCCAUCUUACCUCAGCUGGAUACAAGUUCAGAAAAUCCUGCAAGAUAGCACAUCAUCAUACAGAGGAAGUGAUCAAAGAAAGAAAAAAAGCUCUGAAGGAUGAGAAGGAACUUUCUAAAAUUCAAAAGAAACGAUACCUUGACUUUCUGGAUAUUCUACUGUCCACUACAGAUGAAGAUGGCAAAGGCCUUUCCGAUGAGGACAUAAGAGCAGAGGUGGACACAUUUAUGUUUGAAGGACACGACACCACAGCUAGUGGCAUUUCUUGGAUCCUGUACAAUUUGGCUUUACACCCAGAACACCAGCAAAAAUGUAGAGAAGAAAUACAGGAUGUGCUUUCAGGGGAAGAAACCAUGGACUGGGACCAUCUGAGUAAAAUUCCAUACACCACUAUGUGUAUAAAGGAAUCUCUUCGUUUGUGUCCACCAGUACCUGAAAUAGGAAGGAAAUUAACAAAACCAAUAAAGUUUCCUGAUGGAAGAACUCUACCUGAAGGUUUUCUCAUUGGAAUUGCUGUUUAUAAUAUCCACAGAUGUGAAAAGUUUUGGGAGACUCCAGAGGUUUUUGAUCCCCUGAGGUUUUCAGCACAGGAGUCAGCUGAAAGACAUCCUUUUGCAUAUAUACCAUUCUCUGCUGGACCAAGAAACUGCAUUGGACAAAACUUUGCCAUGAUCGAAAUGAAAAUUGCCGUUGCAAUGAUACUGAGACGGUAUGAACUGGCGGUGGAUUCCUCCAAAAUUCCAAAAAAAGUCCCAAAAUUGGUUCUGCGCUCACUGAAUGGAAUUCACUUGAAGUUAAAGAAACUGGGCUAAAGAAAUAAUAUCAGACUUAAAAGAAUAUUAUUCUUCACAGCUUCAAAAUAGAGUAAACAUAAAUUGUUAGCUGGAAGUCAGCUAAUAUUAAUGUUAUAACUGAUUAUUGCUUUGAGGAGCUAUUCAAUACAAUGAGAGUUUUCUGUUUGAACAAACAUGUCACCUUAUGUAAUAAAUAAAGUGAAACAUUUUGACUAA
This is a messenger RNA of Polypterus senegalus (gray bichir), 1862 nucleotides long. RefSeq names its product cytochrome P450 4B1-like. Gene Ontology annotation, molecular function: monooxygenase activity; heme binding; oxidoreductase activity, acting on paired donors, with incorporation or reduction of molecular oxygen. The transcript has 12 exons. Bases 114 to 1664 code for a protein of 516 amino acids. NCBI's taxonomy places the organism in Eukaryota, Metazoa, Chordata, Cladistia, Polypteriformes, Polypteridae. The record is from RefSeq and is a predicted model, not a curated record.